AUGCCUCGCUGUUUGGAAAAAGUUUGCUUGGCUCGCACACCAGCUACGGCUCCGGUUGAACAGAUUCUUGCUGCUUAUCAACGCGAUGGUGGCGUCAUUAUUCAGCACUUGCUGAGCCUCGACAUCGUCAAAGAGCUAAACCAGGAUAUCGACAAUCAGAUGAUCAACAUUCGCGCGGGCACCGACUUUGGUACCCCGGACAGACAGGACUUCCAUGGACACAAAACGAAAAGACUGACCAACUGCUCCAAAUUCAGCAAAGUUUUUCGCGAUCAGAUACUCGACGCGGAUCUAAUCCAUGAACUGAUGAAAGGCUCUUUGGGGAAAGGUACUAGUGUUAUCAACUACUGGUUGAACUCAUCCCAGGUCAUUGACAUUGGCCCGGGGGAAGCCGCUCAGCAACUACAUCGCGACGACUACAUCCCGCUCAGAGAGAAACGUCGACGCCAGCCAGAAUGGAUAAACAAUAUGUUGAUCGCCCUCACCGAUUACACUGAAGAAAUGGGUGCGACGCGAGUUGUCCCAGGGAGUCACCAAUGGGAAGAUUUCAAGGUCCCUGCCAACCCUGAAGAUACCAUACCAGCGGUUAUGCAGCCUGGGGAUGCGUUGUUCAUUCGUGGAGAUGUCAUUCAUGGUGGCGGCGCAAACACAACGACAGAUAAGUGGAGGAGAGGGUUGUCCUUCAGUUUUUGCAACAAUGCCCUGACUCCGGAGGAGGCUGUGCCGCAACUUGUGCCCCUACAGAUUGCAAAAACCAUGUCCAAGCGCGCUCAGCAGAUUGUUGGGUUCAGGUCUCAACCUACGCUAGAUGGCCAAUAUAAUUGGAUGGCUGACUUCGCCGAGCUGGCUGAUAAGCUGGGGAUGGACGAAUAG
This is a messenger RNA of Cladophialophora psammophila CBS 110553, 873 nucleotides long. RefSeq lists its product as uncharacterized. The coding region runs from base 1 to 873 and encodes 290 amino acids. NCBI's taxonomy places the organism in Eukaryota, Fungi, Ascomycota, Eurotiomycetes, Chaetothyriales, Herpotrichiellaceae. The transcript has a single exon. The record is from RefSeq and is a predicted model, not a curated record.